CUUUCGUUUCCUCUUUAAUACUACUAUCUCCUAACUUGUAAUCUCUUCUUUUCGUAAUCUAUACAUACUUUUUGCGUUGAAAAAACAAAAGUAAAGCUAAAUCCAGAAAAACAAUUAAAGAAUUCCCAAUUGGGAAAUAAAAAUCCAAAAAUCAAAACCAAGUUCAUGAACCAACUUUCCCAAACCCAACCCAUCAACCCCUAUAUAAAUUUCCCACGCAUCUUCUCUCCCAAAUAUCAGCUCACUAUCUCUAUCUCUAUCUCUUAUCCUAUACGCACACAACUCAAUUUCUACACAAACGAUUACACUUCUAAUUCUAUAAAUAAUACUCGUGUUUGUUUUUGAUACGAUCAUGUACGCAGAAGGUGAUUUCAAUGCCAAUUUCGCUCUGCUGUGCUCGAUACAUCGUGACUUGCAGGGAGAGUUUGAAGCUCCGGCGAUGAACUCGGGCAAUAACCCCGUAGAGUACUGUUGGGUUAACAACUUGUUCCCUUGUCUGGCCCAAAACUCGGGAGAUCUGCCUCUGAAGGAGAACCAUUCGGAGGACAUUGGCAGGCUUCCAACUCCGGCGGUGGCGUCCACCACCGCAGCUGCUAUCGAAAUGAGUAACUUUUCGAAAUCUGUUGCGCCACCUGUGACGGCGGCGGUGGAGUCGAAGGGGAGGCAAUACAGGGGAGUGAGGACGCGGCCGUGGGGGAAGUACGCGGCGGAGAUUAGGGAUCCGGCGAAGAAUGGGGCCAGGGUUUGGCUGGGGACGUAUGAGACGGCGGAGGACGCCGCCGUGGCCUAUGACAUUGCGGCGUAUAGGAUGCGCGGGUCACGUGCGCUUCUGAAUUUUCCGCUCCGGAUUAAUUCAGGUGAGCCGGAGCCGGUGCGGGUUACAGGAAAAAGGUCAUCGGCAGAUCGAUCUUCAUCGUCGCCCGCGAGUUCGUUGCCGUCAUCGGAGAAUGGAUGUUCUGGGAAGAGGAGAAGGAAGAAGGUGGUGGCGAAAGAGGAGCCGGUGGUGGUGGUUCCCAAGUUGGAGGAAGAAGGAGGAGAGCGUCGAUUGGAGAUUAGAGAGGUAAAAAAAAUCAAAAAAAUGGACAAAAUCGGUUGCGCAGAACCAAACCAAAUCGGUCCUAUUUGACUUUUUUUUUUUUUUAAAUGUGUAAUAAAAAAUUGUAAAAAUUAGUUUGUAGGAAAAAAUUUGAAUUGGGAGUUGUGCAGCUAUAAUUGUUGACUUUUGGUGAAUAGUGAUAACUUUUUAACUUUUUGAGUAACUUUUUGACUUUUUGAGACUUCUCAAACUUGACCUAAAUAUAUAGUCUGUUAAGUAUAAAGUUCAAUUAAUUCGCUUAAUUAUUUAUUUUUUUAUAAAUAUUUCAGGUUUGAUAAUAAAUAUUGGCAAUGUGAUAAAUUAUUAUA
Molecule: messenger RNA, 1404 nt
Organism: Camellia sinensis
Lineage: Eukaryota; Viridiplantae; Streptophyta; Magnoliopsida; Ericales; Theaceae
Product: ethylene-responsive transcription factor 1A-like
Biological process (GO): regulation of DNA-templated transcription; ethylene-activated signaling pathway
Molecular function (GO): DNA binding; DNA-binding transcription factor activity
Source: RefSeq, a predicted model, not a curated record